Messenger RNA from Solenopsis invicta (red fire ant), 3491 nucleotides. Its product is annotated as venom protease. The record is from RefSeq and is a predicted model, not a curated record. The transcript has 7 exons. The coding region runs from base 2167 to 3279 and encodes 370 amino acids. Gene Ontology annotation, biological process: proteolysis. Gene Ontology annotation, molecular function: serine-type endopeptidase activity. NCBI's taxonomy places the organism in Eukaryota, Metazoa, Arthropoda, Insecta, Hymenoptera, Formicidae.
UUUUUUCUGUUUUUUUUUGCAUUGAUAUACUCUCAAUUAUUUGUAAAACACACAUAUUAUUUUAAAUUAUAAUGACUUUUUAAGAUUGAUUUAUUUCUAUUUGAUUGCCGAUUUGUGAAUACCGUAGAAAUGUAAAAAAUUUGUAAUAAACUUUGAACGCACAUAUUUCAUUUUAAUUAAAAUCAUAAAUUUAUUCUACAGUUUUCAUUCAUGCAUACAAGUUUGUUUAUAUUUUGAUAAAAUCAUUUUUUCUAUCAUUUAUAUGUAUAAAGAGGCGUCUCUCAACUAUCGUACGGUUUUAAUAUCGUAUUCUGAUAAAAUAAAAUAAAAUGGAAUAAAAAAUUCUGAUAUAAAAAUAUCAAUGCUACAAUAGUUUUUUAAUUAUAAUCGAUCAAAGAUAACCAGCUUUUUUUUAAUUUAUCUCGUAUUUUUGGUAUGCUUAGAAUGUUUUUCCCUCAUUUUUUUACACUAAUAAAUUACAUAAAUAUACUGUGUAAUAAAAUCGUUUAAUGUUAUGCUUGACUCUUAACACUAGAACCGCGGCUGCGGUCAAAAUCACCGUUUCAAUCGUAGUUACAUAAACGAUAAAAUAAAGGCAAUUUAUUAUUUUUAAAUGUCCGCUUAAUACCUGAGCAUGUAUCUGAUAAUUAUUGUUAAAAUUAUAAUAAAUUAAACGUUAAUUUUUAAUGAACGGUUAACCUCUGCCGCGAUUUUACGUAGAGAUUUUACCGCGAUUCUAGUGAUUACUUUGUUUAAUUAAAUCCACUGAAAAUUAUUCUACUACUCACGUAUGCAAUGUCGAUUAAUGAGUUAAUAAUAUAAAAAGGAUUCGUAACACCAAGGUAAAAAAUGUCCUUGAAUAUAUCUAUAUUAUUACUAUGUGCGCACAAGAUGCGAGUUCAAUCGCAGCUCUUUUAAUACGGUACAUCAGCUCGUACGUGGAAUAACUCACUGAUGAUCAUUAAAGAUACGUCAUUAAACUAUCAUGCGUCAUAUAUGUACGUAUUAUGAUCGUAUAAAUGAUUGCUUCCGAAGCGUAAAAUUCCAGAAAAACAAAUCUGAGUUGACAUUGAAAAAAUAAUACUAUAGAGCAUUGAAAAGGUCAUCACGAUUAUCUGCUAGUUCAGUGGUGAUUGUGAUUUUUCCCAAUGACUCAUGCGCAGCAUUUGACGGGACUUUUUGAUAUUCCACGAUUCUCUGACAAAGAGGAGUCCGUUACAUUUCAGCGAUUCAUAUAUGUAGUUCGAUGAUAGUUAUAUAAUAUUUAAAGUGAUUUAUUGCAAAUGUGAAACGGAAAAUAUUUCUCUUCCUAUUAAUAAGAAAGAUGUGUUCUAAAUAAAAACCUAAAAUUAAUUUGUCCGUUUAAUUGUGAAUAACAUUCUGCAGAUUUUAUCAGCCAUCGUAAGGGCAAUAGACGUAACUACUGGAUAAGUAGAUAUAAGUAGAGCAGGCAAUUAUAUGGUGUACAAUCUCACGUAAUAUAGUAUAACAAAUAAUUUACUAAUUGUAAUGCUUUAACAUUGCAAUUAGUAAGCUAUUAUAAUUUAUAUUAGUUUUGAUAUUAUAAUAGUUCAUAAUUAUCUAAAAAAUUAAUUAAUAAAAACCUGCAAAUAAAUGUGCAUUUGCGUGAUUGUACAAAAGUAAACUAACUAAAAAGGAUAAAAAAUAACGCUAAUUGCAGUUGCCACGACGAGAGCAAUUAGGAAAAGCAAUCGCGAAUGACGCUUUUCAUUAAUCAGCACAAUGGAUAUUUUAUUCUACUAUUUAUUUAGAAUGUAUACAAACUAUAAGAACUAUUUAAUAUUAAAAUAUUUAUAUGGAAACAAAGGCCAUUACAUUAUUUGGAUCAGUUUAUAUUGAAAUAUACGCUUUCUUUGACCUCUAUCAAUCGACAUGCAAACACUCAUUUUAACAGUUUUUGGAUAGCUCGCAUAACAUUAUAUUUGCAUGACUAAAUAUGCGGAAGAAUCUCUCACCUUAACACGCAUACAAUUAAAUCCUAGUUCUGGACUGUUAACCGAUUGCUUCAUCGUUCUUUAUAAAGUGAAUGCGUCGGAGCGGAACAAUUCAGUAAUCCGCUGACGGUGUUGUUCAUCGCUAAGACCCCAUAUGGAAAUUCUGUCUAGGCUGUAAACUGGGCCAGGAUACCUAGACAAGUGAUUCACAAUGUGGACUAUUAUAUUAGUAUUCAUCGGUUUGCUGUGUGCAUUGAUAUCGUCGACGCAUUCUCAAGGUACAUGCCAAAAUCUGCAAGAACAAUUCGGUAUUUGCAUCAAUAUCAAAUCGUGUCCGAUUUUGCUUAAUCUCUUGAAAGAGAACCCUGGAGAUCCACAAGUAGGCAAUUUCCUCCGUGCUUCCGUUUGCAGCUAUCAAGAUAAGGAUCCCUGGGUUUGCUGUCCAUCCAGUGUCAAUAGAGGAAAUAUAAGUACGAACUAUGGCUUGGAAGGCGAUCGAGGUCGUAAAGAAAUCACGAACACACCAUACGGUCCUUUGUACCCGCCUGACUGUGGAUUCAGUAAUGCAACAUUUUCCAGACUCCUCGAUGGCGAGCCAGCCUCGUUAGGUACCUGGCCUUGGAUAACCGCUCUCGGAUACAGAAACUCGAAAAAUCCAAAUGUUCCGAAAUGGCUUUGUGGCGGCGUCUUGAUUUCCAGUCGACACGUGCUUACCGCCGCACAUUGCGUUUAUGAACGAACAGAUUUAUACAAAGUACGCAUUGGUGACUUGGAUCUCAACGACGAUUACGACGGAGCAACCCCGUUUGAGGACUUCAUCGAAAGAAAGACAGUACAUCCCCAGUAUAAUCCCGAGAUUUACACGAACGAUGUAGCAGUUCUGAAAACGUCGCACGAAGUACCCUUUACGUCAAUGGUGCGUCCUAUUUGUCUUCCAGUGGAUGAUUAUUGGAGAUACAGAAAUUUAGAGAAUACCCAUCCUUUGAUUGCUGGAUGGGGAUCUGUUUAUUUUCGUGGACCAUCAAGUAGUCGACUUUUGCAGGCACAAUUUCCUAUACGUACGCAAGAAGAAUGUAAAUAUGCCUAUCGGAACUUGCCGAUGUUGAUUGACGACCGCGUUUUAUGCGCUGGAUAUGCUCGAGGUGGAAAUGAGACAUGUCUGGGUGACACUGGUGGUCCACUAAUGAAUGUUAAUCUUCAAAUUCAACAUACGUUUUACGUUAUUGGAGUAUCAUAUGGUUUCAAGUGCAAUGAAUUAGGUUUUCCAAAUAUAUAUUCAAAGAUUUCAGCUUUCCUAGAUUUCAUCACAAAUCAACUGGUGUAGAUAAUUUUCUCAUAAAGAAAUUGAAGCCUUUCAAUAAUAUUUUAUAUAAAUUUUGGAAAUUAUAUGCUUUUAUUAAAGCAUGAAUAGUCUUGCUUUUGUUUUGUAAAUAAAAUAAAUUACAUUGUUAUAAUAUUAAUUUAUUAUUCACCUGAAGUAAUAAAAUACACUUCAACUAUUUAAUAAAAUACAAGUAGAAAUUUUUCAAAUUAAUC